AUGCAUGCGCGCAAAGAACAAGACGCAGCAGAGGCAGAAGCAGACUCAACGAGUGAGAGUGCGCCGACAAUGACAGCGAACGCUGCGUCGAGUGCAAUGAUACAAAAUAAGAAGAAGCGUGUCAAGAUGGAAGCACUCGUACAGGCUGAGCCCAUUUACACGUCUCCGUACGACUCACAGCCUGGCGGACAGAGCAAGACGUCGACAACAGCGACGACACCGGCGAUGCGAUCUGCUAUCGAUAGUCCCGUCUAUCAUGCCAGGCAGCCGCCCACGACGACCUAUCCUCGAUUAUCCAGCACGCAACCGCCACCACUGCAACCUGUUCAAGCUAUGCUCGAUGAGGCCGCUGCCUCGCCGCAUAUACCGGCUCGCUCCACCUACAGCUUGUCGGUAGACAAAACUCCCUAUAAUCGAGAGACACAGCUUGAUUACGCACACCUGGCUAGUAUCCCGUGGCAACAACCCCAGUAUGUCAAUUUCCCACCAGACAUCAAUCAUGGCGUCGCAGACGAUGUCAUGCAGCUACAAGGGUCGCUUGACCAAUCACGACAACAGCUCAGAUGGCCCGCACCCUCUGGAGAGUCUUUUGUUCGAGGGAGCGCACCAGGUAUUCCUGAACCUCGCUCAAACAUGUAUGUACCGGUGCCACAGCCAUACUACAAUGGCGACUCACUUGAUGUGUCGACACAACCUUCCGAACCUGCCAUGAAUCGCUGGCUCAUGCUCAACCAACACAACAAUCCCGUCACGAAUCUCCUCAAUAUCAGCAGUCAGCCAAAUACUACUGCAAAUUGGGGCAUUCCACCACCGUCAAACAAGGGUAAUGGCAACAUCAAUGAUGCUCGGUAUGCGAAAAUCGAGCAGGGAUUCUAUGGUCGUCUCUUUUCACAUGGCAAGUGGGCUAUUGCAGAAAAGCGUUGGUACGAUGUCUUGCAUGGUGGAACAGAAGAUCUCUUUGCCAGUUGCGAUCCAACGUGUGAGUUGCCACUGGUUCCUGGUCAACGUGCUCGUGUGAGUGAAGCAUGUCGAUUACGCAUGAUGCGCGCCUUGUUUCCAGAAAGUCGCAAUCCUUACGAUCCUGCAUCAAAGCUGGAUUAUACCGGUGAUUUGCUCAGUGGCUUUCCAACGUGUUCUGAUUUCGAUCAGGCGCUCGAUACGUACUUUGAGCGCUUCACAAAGGAAGCGCCCUUCUUCCACAUUGGUGUGUUUAGCAUCUCAACGUGCGAUCCACUCUUACUAAUGACCAUGGCGUGUGUUGGUUUCGGGCUUGGACAGACUGAAUCCGGCAAUCACUUUGUACAGAGCAAUUUUGAUGGCCUCAAGAAUCGCAUUAUGGGUGAUUUGGAAGGCAAGCUCAAUGGCAUUACGCUGGAUGCGAUUUCAGGUUUCGCAACGGCUUUCAUCUUUCUCAAGCUUGCUGCGUUAUUUGCUGAUCGCGACCAUUUGACGCCCUGUCAAAUGAUGUAUAUUUGCAUGGUGAGUAUUGCUCAAACGCACGGCAUCUUUACAGAUUAUGGUCGAAAAGUCACGUCUGGUUUGUUUUCUCAAUUCUCCAGCGUCGAGACAACGUGGAAGGCCUGGGGUCGUGUUGAGUCGUUGAAACGCAUCAUUGUCAGUAUGCUGCGAUCAGACUCUGCGUAUUGCACGUUUUUGCGCACAGCGCCUGUCAUUCGUGUCAAUAACAUCGAGAUGCUCCUGCCGUGCGAUGAUUUGCUAUUUGAUGCACCGAAUGCAGAUGUGUGGUGGGCAAUUGUUCAGGGUGAGGAGCAUCCCAUCAUCAUGCCAGCCUUGUCAUCACACAAUUCUUUGGACAAGCUUGUUGGGCACACGUUCCUCAACUACUACUCACUGCACACAGUCCUUAAUUACCUGUCGCUACGAGGUGCUGAUGCUGCUCAAAAGCUGCAAGACUACCAAUCCAUCCAUCGCGAGACAGAGCCAUUCGUGCCAGUCCCCUAUGACUUGUACAUUCGUGACGAAACUGGCAGGAAUAUGGUACACCACUUGAUUUCCUUUAUCGACAACUUCCAAUCACUGCUCCCUUCCUUUCCUCAAGACUGGCAACGCACGAAUUGUCUUGUUUUUUGGCAUUACCUCUGUCUGUCACUCACGAUGAAUAGCGACUUGCUUGAAAUCACAGCGGGUCGGUCAGGUGGUCAAGCAGCGUCGUUUGCAGCGCGUUACACCAAGAAAUGGGUUCAAACGCCUGCUGCACGACGCGCUUUAUUGCACAGUGCACAAGUGUAUCAAUUAUUGGCAAACAAGCAACAAACGGAUAUGCGAAGUAUCUAUGCGUGCUUUGCAGUCUUUCAAGCGGCCCUGGUCAUGACGUUGUAUGUAUUUGCGUCACAACCAGCCAGUACGAAUGGAUCCGGUACAAAGAUGUUGAACGGCUCGGGUAAGCAAGACGUGUCAGCAACUGAAACAGCUGGUUUUGAGCUGACUGAACCGCUUGACUGGGCUGGUAUGGGUUCCGUGGGCCUUGAUCAUGCUGCAGCACUGAACGGCACGCCUGCUGCACAAUGGAUUGCGGUGGGUGGACCCUGGCAGUUCAGUGGGAAACGACUUGAUGGCUUUGCUGGAGCGAUUUAUUUGUUGGACAUUUACAGUGAUUUGCUCAAGACGUGUGGCAAGUGGAAUUAUGCUUCGAUGCAUAAGAUUUUGGUUUCCAUGAGGGAUUUGUUGACUCGGCAGUAG
This is a messenger RNA of Protomyces lactucae-debilis, 2700 nucleotides long. RefSeq lists its product as uncharacterized. Gene Ontology annotation, biological process: regulation of transcription by RNA polymerase II; DNA-templated transcription. The transcript has a single exon. NCBI's taxonomy places the organism in Eukaryota, Fungi, Ascomycota, Taphrinomycetes, Taphrinales, Protomycetaceae. The coding region runs from base 1 to 2700 and encodes 899 amino acids. The record is from RefSeq and is a predicted model, not a curated record. Gene Ontology annotation, cellular component: chromatin. Gene Ontology annotation, molecular function: RNA polymerase II cis-regulatory region sequence-specific DNA binding; zinc ion binding; DNA-binding transcription factor activity, RNA polymerase II-specific.